UCUUUGGAGGACUUCUCCCCGGGUGCCCCCCCCUGGGUGCCCCACCUGAUGGUGGAGUGUGUCGCUGAGAUCGAGAGGAGGGGGCUGCAGGAGAGGGGCCUGUACCGGGUCCCAGGGGGGGAGCGGCUGGGGAAGGAGCUCAGGAUGAUGGUCCUGCAGGGGAAGACCCCCCCCCGGGGAAGGUGCAGGACGUCCAUGUUCUCUGUGGGUUCCUGAAGGACUUCCUGAGGAACCUGAAGGAACCGCUGCUGACCUUCAGACUGCAUCGAACUUUCAUGGAGGCUGCAGAGCUGCAGGAUGAAGACAGCAGUACUGCAGCUGUGUACCGGGCCCUCUCUGAGCUCCCCCCCCCCCACAGAGACACCCUGGCCUUCCUCAUGCUCCACUUACAAAAGGUGGUACGGAGCCCCCCCUGUCAGAUGGACCAGAACAACCUGUCCCGGGUCUUUGGACCGACUCUGGUGGGUCACGGGACGCCAGACCCGUCUCCCACCACCAUCCUGAGGGAGACCAGCACCCAGCCCAAGGUGGUGGUUCGGCUGCUGUCCCUCCCUGAAGUUUACUGGAGACGAGUCCUCUCGGCCCAGAAGGACCAGAUCUCGGUUCCUGGGUUGGCCCAGAAGGACCACAUCUCGGUUCCUGGGUCGGCCCUCGGUCCGGAGGCCGCUGGACGAGGACGCUUCUUCGAGCCGCUGACGUCUCCAGAACUGUCCAGCUGCUACAGGAACCCCAUCAGAGGAACCCUGAGGGGGGGGCCCAGGAACCCUGGCCUCAGCAACCUGUAAG
This is a messenger RNA of Notothenia coriiceps (black rockcod), 786 nucleotides long. RefSeq names its product rac GTPase-activating protein 1-like. Gene Ontology annotation, molecular function: GTPase activator activity. Gene Ontology annotation, biological process: Rho protein signal transduction; mitotic spindle midzone assembly; mitotic cytokinesis. The transcript is spliced from 6 exons. Lineage: Eukaryota; Metazoa; Chordata; Actinopteri; Perciformes; Nototheniidae. Gene Ontology annotation, cellular component: spindle midzone; centralspindlin complex; nucleus. Bases 276 to 785 code for a protein of 169 amino acids. The record is from RefSeq and is a predicted model, not a curated record.